Rhagoletis zephyria (snowberry fruit fly) is the source of this 2146-nucleotide messenger RNA. RefSeq names its product lysolipid transporter protein spinster (gene spin). Gene Ontology annotation, biological process: transmembrane transport. NCBI's taxonomy places the organism in Eukaryota, Metazoa, Arthropoda, Insecta, Diptera, Tephritidae. Gene Ontology annotation, molecular function: transmembrane transporter activity. Gene Ontology annotation, cellular component: membrane. The record is from RefSeq and is a predicted model, not a curated record.
AGCGGCAGUUUGUUUCUCACAUUUCUCGCGUUUGGUUGUAAAUUUUUAACAAGGGAUACUAUCACGGUAAAGCCAUUUGCGGGAGUUUAUUUUUGUUAAAUUUACUUGGAAUUCUUUGGAAAAAAGUAUAAAAUUGUGUAAAAUAUAAGUUUGUGGGACGUAUAAACCAAGGCUGCUUAAAUAAUAUAAAUCGCUAUUUUAAGGCAGAGAAAUAUACAAUAACAAAUCAAGGCCACUAAAAAGAAACUCGAUCCAAAGCAAAAUCUAGCUAAAGCAACCGGUGCAGCGGAACGUCAAACGGACGUGUGUGUGUACAAUACAAAUUCGCAAAGACCGCUAAAAAGUGCAGGAAGCAGGCUGAAUCUGAUUUCAAUAACAUAAUUUUAUAAAAAAUACUUUUAUAGCAGCAUAAAUUGUAAUUGCUGCGGUGUACGUGUGUGCGCGGUUCAAUAUUGGGGCUGUGUUUGGAAUUUUUGCAGAAACUCCACGUGAAUGUCUUCACAAUCGUCGACUCGUUAUAUGCCAAUAACCACAAGAAUGGACAAUCCAGCACUUUCAGGGUCCAGUGGUGAUGUGGAAGCCGAUAGCAAUUCCGUGGAGGCUAGUCUACCCGCCACCUGUUCAUCGCAGCAAUUAAUGCCUCCUUCUUCAGACACGGAUAGCGCUGUUGUACAACGGCCAACCACCGGAAUCACAAAGACACAAUGGUUUACGGUGGUGGUGCUGUGCUUUGUGAAUCUAAUCAACUAUAUGGAUCGCUUUACUAUAGCAGGUGUUUUAACGGACAUACAAGAUGAUUUUAAAAUCGGUGAUGAUGAUGGCGGUCUGCUACAAACCGCCUUUGUACUCUCCUAUAUGAUUUGUGCGCCGGUUUUCGGCUAUCUCGGUGAUCGUUAUUCGCGUCGUUGGAUUAUGGCCAUUGGUGUUUUGUUAUGGUCGACAACAACAUUACUCGGCUCAUUUAUGGGUAGCUUUGGCGGUUUUAUCACAUUCCGUGCUUUGGUGGGCAUUGGUGAAGCCUCUUAUAGUACCAUAGCACCAACAAUUAUAUCAGAUUUAUUUGUACAUGAUUUACGUUCGAAAAUGUUGGCAUUAUUCUACUUUGCGAUCCCUGUGGGUUCCGGAUUUGGUUACAUUGUCGGCUCAGAGACGGCACGUUUGGCCAAUGACUGGCGUUGGGCGCUGCGUGUCACACCCAUGCUGGGCAUUUUCGCUGUCGCAUUGAUACUGUUAACCAAAGAGCCCGUACGCGGUGAGAGUGAAGGCUCUCACAACUUGGAACCUACCAGCUACACUGAAGAUAUAAAAGAUUUGGUGAAGAAUCAUUCGUUUAUGCUUUCGACAGCCGGUUUCACAUGCGUUGCCUUCGUAACAGGUGCUUUGGCUUGGUGGGGACCUAAAUUUAUUUAUCUUGGCAUUAAAAUGCAGCCAGGCAAUGAGGAGCUGUCACUGAAUGACGUAUCGUACAAGUUUGGCAUCAUUGCAAUGAUAGCUGGUCUAAUUGGUGUACCCUUGGGUUCGCUGCUCGCUCAACGUCUACGACCACAUCACGAGGGCUGUGAUCCAUACAUAUGCGCCUUCGGUCUACUCAUAUCAGCGCCCAUGGUCUACUUGUCGCUGGUGACACCGCAAACCACAACCUCGUUUUGCUUCUUGUUCGUCUUUUUGGCACAGGUGACGCUGAAUUUAUGCUGGUCGAUUGUUGCUGAUAUUUUGCUGGUAAGAAAACUGAUUCGAAAAAAGAAACACAAAUCAAUGAAUAGAAAAAAAGGCGAAGUGCAAUCAUCAGCAACUAAAAGCAGCAAUUAAAAAAAAAAUACCAUAGCAUAAAAAAAGGUAGUAAAAAAACCAAAAUUUCAAAUUUCAACGCCACUGUCUGCUCCGCUGCGCGCGCUACAAACCACCAAAAGUGUAUAAGCAGCUUGUACGAUCGCUAAUUGCCACGACUGUUAGCUAUGUCAACGGCAUUGUAUAGUUUUAUUUUUUAACGCGUUUUUUAGUUUACUGGAAUUUUCUUUUUUAAAUGCUUUCUACUGGAUACUAAAUUUGUUUUCUUUGUUUUUUUUUUUCUCCCCCCUAUAACUCUGAACAAAAUUUAUCAACUUUAAAUUCGCGCAAAAAUCAAAAUGAAUAUGCAUUUUUCGAA